Rhodamnia argentea is the source of this 3252-nucleotide messenger RNA. RefSeq lists its product as uncharacterized. The record is from RefSeq and is a predicted model, not a curated record. Gene Ontology annotation, molecular function: nucleic acid binding. Bases 1 to 3252 code for a protein of 1083 amino acids. The transcript has a single exon. NCBI's taxonomy places the organism in Eukaryota, Viridiplantae, Streptophyta, Magnoliopsida, Myrtales, Myrtaceae.
AUGGCCGACAGAGCCGAGAUCAAUGCUGCUGUCCGUGAAGCUUUGAGUGAACAGCUUGACACUCCGAGCGAGCGUUUUGAAGGGAUGAUGUCGCAAAAAAUGGAGCAGAUGAUGGCCAGCAUUGCAGCCCGGUAUCAGCCAUCAAGCUCAAACCCUCAACUAGUCAUUCCUCCUCCGUCUCCUCCCGCGGGCAAUCCCGACAAGGUUUCGGAGCGUGUUCCCAUCAAUACCAUGCCACUGGAAGAUGUUAUCAUAACCGGUACCGGAUCAAGCCCCCCACCAUUGUUUCCAGUUCUCCAAGCCGGUCAUGUGGCUCCUGGUCCAAAUGACGAAACGACCAAGCUGUUGACCCGGAUGGAACAAAGAAUACGGGAAAUGGAGGGUACCCAUAACAUUCCCCAGGUUGAUUUCUCCGCCUUCUCGAAGGUCAAUGUGCCCGAGAAGUUUAAAAUGCCCGACUUCGAAAAGUACGACGGCACUUCCAACCCGGUGCAACAUGUCCAGAUGUACCAAGCUAGGAUGAGCAAGUAUGCGGCUAACGGCCCUCUGAUGAUUCAGACCUUCCAAGCCGGUCCGAAAGAUGCAGCUAUGAGAUGGUACACGGAUUAUGAAAUCUACAGCAUGGAGAACUGGGAGAAGGCGGCUAAUGCUUUUGUUAAGCAUUUUAGUUUCAACUUGGAUGUUCUCAUUUCUAGGGAAGAUCUAGAACAGGCAGAGAUGAAGAAAGGCGAGACGAUUAAACAGUACGCCACUAGGUGGAGGAAUGUGGCAUCUCACCUGAAGCCGGUACCCCCUGAGCGAGAGCUCAUGAAAUUGUUUGUCUCCACUUUACCUCAGACGAUGCGGUCACGAAUCCUUGGAUCUGCUGCGACGUCGUUCGGUCACCUCAUUGCGAUGGCUGAGGAGAUUGAGAGCGGCAUGAAGAAAGGUUGGUACGGAGAUGUUGCCACCGGUACCAAGAGAUUCACGGCAAAGAAAGACAAAGAGCCCGUCUCACAGGUUAACAUGACCUAUGCCCAGAAACCCAUGGCCCAGGUGCCGGUCGUGCAAAUCCCUAACCCGCAGCAAGGCAACUUUAGUGCACAACGGCAAAAAGGAAAUUUACGUCCUCCUCGGCAAUUUACUCCUCUACCUGGGACCCCGUCACGAGUGCUUGCGGUCUUACGUAAGAAAGGGCUUCUGACUUCCGAACCUCUACGACUUGGUAACACGAACUCACCAAGGUAUGACCCGUCAAAGAAGUGUGACUACCAUUGUGGUGAGCCUGGACAUGAUACAGACGGCUGUUAUGUGUUGAAACACCGCAUUCAAGACUUGCUUGAUUCCAAAGCAUUUUCAUUUCAAGACAAUAGUCAGCCAAAUACCAAGAAUAAUCCUUUGCCGGAUCACUCGGGCAAGGUUAAUGCUGUCUUUAGUUACGAAGGCGGACGAAGAGGUGUUUUUAAGAUCCAAGUGGUUGACAUUUUCAAUGCUCAGUUUAGAGCAGGCUAUUAUCGAGUUGGAGAAAUAGUAUCGUUCGGCCAGUUGGAAGAAAGAAUCUCAACUCUUAUGGAGAACGGGUUGAUAGUCCGGGUGAAUCAGACCGAGGUAGUAGCCACCGUAUCUCAGAUUGUAAUUGAUCGGGAUCAAGAAUUUGCUGCUUUGACUCUAUCUCAAUCUGAAUCUUCUUCGAAGGUUAAAGCAGUAGAAGCCGACGUGGCUAGUCUAAUCAAGAGUGAUCCGGAGUUAGCUGAUAUGCCCGCCUUGGAGGACGCAAUAGAUGAUGAACUCGGAAUUGUUAUACCCGAAACUUUGGUGAUUACUUCCCCCCAGCCUUUUCCUUAUAAAGAUGGCAAGGCGGUUCCUUGGUCCUAUGACCUUGCCCUGAUAACAAGGUCCGGACGUGCUUAUAAUGAUGAUCACCCUGCCAAGCAGGUGGCUGAAAAGGAUGCAAAAAAGUUUUUAGCCGUGAUCAAGACAAGUGAGUACAACAUUAUUGAUCGAUUACGAAAGUUGCCGGCUCAGGUUUCUCUACUUGAGCUCUUACAGUCAUCCGAAAAACAUCGGGAUUCCCUGAUGAAGGUGUUGGGCCAAAUUCAUGUGCCUGAAAACAUCGAUCGGGAUAGGUUGGAGAAUUUUGUUGGGGCCAUCCUUCUAAAAGAUCAGGUUGCAUUUGCUGACGAUGAGAUCCCUGCCGAAGGACGAGGCCACAACAAGGCCUUACACAUAACGAUCAAGCACAAACAGACUUAUGUGGCUCGGGUGCUCAUUGAUAAUGGGUCGGCAUUGAAUAUUUGUCCCCUAGCUACACCGAAUCGCCCGGGAGUUGACUUGGCCAGGAUGCGAGCAGCCAAAACCUCGCUCAGAUCUUUUGACGGUAUGAAAAAGAACGUUAUGGGGCAAAUUAAUCUCGAGAUCCAGAUUGGACCAUCUCUGUUCGAUGUCUUGUUCCAAGUGUUAGACAUCCCAUCUGCAUUCAACCUCUUGCUAGGACGUCCGUGGAUUCACAAUGCGGGUGCUGUUCCAUCAAGUCUUCAUCAGAAGAUCAAGUUCGUGGUCGAGCAGAAGUUAGUGAUAGUCCAUGGCGAGGAAGAUCAUCGAAUCUUCAACGAAACGGCUAUCCCCUACAUCGAGCCGGCUCAUAAUGAAGAAGAUUCUUACCAUGCUUUUGAGCUAGUACGGACCAUUCAUGCGUCGCCGGAAAGUCCCUUACCUGUUCUCGAAAUAUCAACUACCUCUCUUAUGGUAGCUAAGGUAAUGAUCGGCAAUGGUUUUGAGCCUGGCAAGGGUUUGGGUCGGCACAGUCAAGGGAUCCGCAACCCAAUUGAACUUAGAGGCCAGUCCCAUACAGCUGGUUUGGGAUUCCAAGGACGUGGCCGUCCUAGACAUGGUAAGCGACAUGCGAUGGAUCGCGAUAAGCUGGAAUGUAGUCAUUUGUCACCACCUCUUUACACCACCUUCCGAUCAGCUGGAGUAGUCGCCGGUUACAAUGAGACAGCUCAAUUUGAAGAUGACCUAGGGAUUGUCUUCCCUAACUCGCUGAAAGGCCAAGAUGCUGUGGUUGAGCUGAUGGACCCGGACGACGAUGAAGCCGAUGAUGGAGUCCCCGAUCUUACUGGAUGGUUUGAUGAUUUAACCAUUGCUACCGUAUUUGAGGAUCCCAUGCAAGUUGAUGGAACACCCGAAGAGGAGCCUUACAUGGUGCCUAGACCCCCAAGGCCAUCCGUCAAUGCCAUAUUCGACGAUCCACUGGAGAGUUUAGAUUCGGAGUAA